This is a messenger RNA of Rangifer tarandus platyrhynchus (Svalbard reindeer), 402 nucleotides long. NCBI's taxonomy places the organism in Eukaryota, Metazoa, Chordata, Mammalia, Artiodactyla, Cervidae. The record is from the annotation of a GenBank genome assembly.
AUGCCACUGUCGUGCACCUCCCUGUUGCAGCCUCUGGUGAAGGAAGAGUCUUUAAGUCGGGGGGCUGUCCUUCCCCCAGGGUUCCCACUUACAGGCUCGCCACCACUCACGUGGUCUGCACACAGCAGCCGCCAGCAGCCCCCUCAAGGACCGCCCCUGUUUAACACCCUUCAGUGGCUGGCUCUCGGCUCACACGUGAUCAUGCCCCAGCCUUUUGGCCAGACACCAAAGUGCCAUGCUCAUACAGUCCUAUGCCGCAGCCGCCAUCUUUGUUUUGUGCUGAAAGUCGCUAUUGACGCCCGCGGACGGCCGGGCGAGGGGAAGUGGCAAGAUGGCGGCUCCCAGAACGGAGGCGUGGAGGCGCGCUUCGGCAGCAACAGAGCUGGGCACGCCUGUGCCUGA